ACUAAAGCGGAAGCCCUGGAGUACGUGUGGAGCAUCUUGCAGGGCGUGGAGGAGGAUGAGCAGCAGGAGGAGGAGUUCAGGGGAUUUGAGCUGAGGGAGGUGCACAAGGCCAGGAUGGCGAUGUUCAGGCUGGAGCGCAGAGCCACCGCCUGCAAGGAGGCCCUGAGGGUGGCGCUCCAGAGGAUACGUGGAGGCUCCUCCGUGCCGCCGGCCUCCGCCCAGGCUGUGGCGGUGUCGCGCAGCGCUCGCUCUCGCUACGGCCUGCGCCCGCGCGAGAGGAAAGUCUACACAGAGGUGGAGGAGCCCCAGGACGACGACUUCUUCUGGAUGCAGGGAGGGAUGCAGGGAAGUCUGCGAGCUGUGCAGGGAUUUCUACCUGGGGGAUGCUCCGUGCACGGCCCGCCAGAGUUCAUCGCGGACGCGGCCGUGGCCCCGGGAGUGGCCAACAGGGCUCGGCUCAGCCUGCCCCAGGGCCUCACCGUCGGCGCCUCCUCCAUCGCCGGCGCUGGCCUCGGGGUGUGGAGCAACAGGAAGAAGCUGCCCAAGGGGGUGAUGUUUGGGCCCUACCAGGGAGAGGUGUCUGAGGAGAACCCCGUGAGCGAGUACUGCUGGCUGAUUUACUACCGCACAUUCCGUGCCGUGGGGCCCGGCUCUGAGCUGCUGGUCUGGUACGGCGAGGAGUUCGCCCAGGAGCUGGGCAUCGCCUGCGAGGCCGGGCCCUCGCGACGCCGCAGCAGGAGCAGCAGCAACGAGAUGGCUCCCAGGGCCACCGCCAGAGACCUGCAGCCCGUGCAGCCUCCACCAAGCGAGGAACACUGUGGAGUGGGUGUGGAGGUGACAAGGCUGCCGUGUCCUGUCUGCAACCGUCAGUUCAUCUGCCGCUCUAGUCUACAGCAUCACGUGCAGAGGAAACACCCCACUAAGCCCAGUAACAAAAGUCAUCAGUGUGACCAAUGUUCAUUCAGCACAGACUACAAGUGUAGCUUGAAGAUGCACCAGAGAACACACACGGGAGAGAAGCCGUUCAAGUGCACCGUGUGUGAGAAGGCGUUUGCACAUUUAGGAUAUCUUCAUAGCCACCAGAGAACACACACGGGAGAGAAGCCGUUCAAGUGCACCGUGUGUGAGAAGGCGUUUGCACAUCUAUCACAUUUUCACAGGCAUCAGAGAACACACACAGGAGAGAAGCCGUUCAAGUGCACCGUAUGUGAGAAGGCGUUUGCACAGCUAUCACAUCUUCACAGCCACCAGAGAACACACACAGGAGAGAAGCCGUUCAAGUGCACCGUGUGUGAGAAGGCAUUUGCACAUUUACAACAUCUUCACAGCCACCAGAGAACACACACCGGCCAGGAUGCAUUUUCUCCUUCCCGUGGAAACAGAAAAGUCAGCCAUCCUGAGCAAAACGUGCACUGCGCCGAGCUGUGAAUUAGUUUUAAACAACAGGCCACGUGAUUAGCCGAGGCUGUGCCACCCUUGAAACUGAUUUUGAAUGUGAACACGGAAACCUACGGAUCCUCCUACACCUGCCUCACACUCUGUGGGGGGUGGGAGAUUAAACCGACCCGGCCACCCCUCGAUUGCAAGUGCGGAGUUCUAGGUCCCAACCACUGCACGUGUCCCCCCCCACCCCCAUCACCUGGGGGUCCCUGUGUGUGUGAGUGUGCAGAGUCUCCCGUGCAGAGCUGCACUGUUGUUACCCUAGAGGGGGACACCGCAGGGCGAUCCACCUACAGACACCCCAGUCUGCACGUCUCCCGCCGGUCUCCAUGCGCACCGCGUGCCGUCUCGUAGCCCUGCCCCGUGCGACGUACGUACAGUACGUACAGUACAUACCCAUCCAGCGGUAGACUGAACCGCGGCCGAUGACGAAGGUGGCAUCCGCUCACAAAUCUCCGUGCACUCAGUCCCGUAGCCCCGAGCCAUCGCUUGCGCGAUAUUCACUUUGCCGCUGAGAUGAAAGCUACGGGGAGGAGGUGGGGUGGGGGUGCUAGGAGAGGACAUCUGUGGAACGGCUGGAGAUCUGCGAAGAAGAGCUUCAUAGCUCAUCGGAUUCCUGCGGUCUGAAAAAAUAUUCCGAGAGGGCGUUGGGGGAGGGGGGUGUAGGUAUGAUUGGGGCAUCUGCACUUGGAUCACCCUGCGUGUUGUUGCUGCCUCCCCCGUUGAAAAUGUUCCCAGCGUGAACUUCACCCUUUGCCGUCGCGACGACGCCGCGCGCCGUGCGUGAACGUCGUCGUCGGAAUAACAAAACGCAGUAAAAACUAAAGCAACAUUAUCGGUACCGAGGCUCCCACAGGGCCACGCGGGGCAGGGAGUGUGGCACAGUUUUCGCGCCGGCUAGCGCAGAGUGGCGGCGGUCGUGUCGCUACGCUUCUCUGCGGUGAGCAACGACGUCUUUAUAACAACAACAGCAGUGCUGCUGCUGCUGCCACUGCUGCGGUGAACGGUGACAGCCACCCCGUGACCUGUGACCCCCACCCCGUGAACGGUGACACCCACCCCGUGAACGGUGACACUCACCCCGUGAACGGUGACCCCCACCCCGUGAACGGUGACACCCCAUGGGUGGAAAAAACCCGAUUUUUCCAGCUGCAGGCAUCGGGUUUUUUCUUUAACACAAUUAAACCCGAUUUCGGGGAAUUAAAACCUGGUUUAAUGAAUACGAAACUCUGAUAGGCUUAGGCUGCUUCCUCGUCGGUGCUGCUAUGGUACUCGGGGCCGUCGGGCACGGGGUAGUCGUAGAAUGCGGCGGGCAGGUUGGUCUUAAUGAACACGAGCUUCUCCACAAUCGUGGGCGCCAGUGAGUUCCUUAGCUUGGAAUGGAUGAAGCCCAUCGUUGAGAAGUGCGGUUCUGCAAUUAGAACCAAUGAAACCGGAUUUCUCUCAAUCUUAGAUGAUCGGGUUUAAUAUAAAAAGACAAUUAAACCCGAUUGUAAAAAACCCGACUGUGCCACCCUUGUGACACCCACCCCGUGAACGGUGACACCCACCCUGUGAACGGUGACACCCACCCCGUGAACGGUGACACCCACCGACCCUGCAACUCUGCAGACGUCUCGGACGCGGGAAAGGGUUGAGAGAUUUUCUGCGUCGUCCCGGUUGCUCGCGUGAUGUCGCACGGUGGUGGCGCGCGUUGACUCUUGCACGUUUAAGAAAGUUGAGCGUUAGUUUGUGAUUCUGUUUAAAAUGAUAUAUAUACAUACUUAAACUAACAAACAUUAUCUUGGGAUUCUACCAAGUAAGGUCCAACUGGAUACGUAGUAGCUCUUUUAUCAGACGCGACCACCUGGCCAUCACAAAUGAAAGCUCAACGAAGUGGCUUAUCAUUGUGUGGACAUUUAUAGCGGCCAAAUACUCUGAUUGCGUGAUCUCGAUUCUAAAUGUCGAGGGAAAACCGGAGGACCUGGAGAAAAUCCACACGACCACGGGGAGAGAGAGAGAGAGAGACGCGCAAACUCAAAAUAUACAGCAGGCGUCAGGGUCGGAAUCAAACACACAAUCUCCUGUAUACCAGGAGAGGUAGUUAACAUCUCAACAUGCGUUCAGAGUAUUUGGCUGCUGUAAAUGUCACGUGAUAAGCCACUUCGGUGCGCUGCUGUCAUUUGUGAUAGCCAGGUCGCUGCUACACAGCUCAGUGGGGGCCUUACCUGGAAAAGUAAAAUGAAUAAUGAAAAUCUACUGUAUUCUUGGUUCUUUUGGUAAAGUCACGUAGAAGGGAAAUAAUAAA
Lethenteron reissneri (Far Eastern brook lamprey) is the source of this 3727-nucleotide messenger RNA. Its product is annotated as zinc finger protein 79-like. Gene Ontology annotation, molecular function: DNA-binding transcription factor activity, RNA polymerase II-specific; protein binding; RNA polymerase II cis-regulatory region sequence-specific DNA binding. NCBI's taxonomy places the organism in Eukaryota, Metazoa, Chordata, Hyperoartia, Petromyzontiformes, Petromyzontidae. The record is from RefSeq and is a predicted model, not a curated record. Gene Ontology annotation, biological process: regulation of transcription by RNA polymerase II.